ACACCAGAUUUAAAUUUGUUAAGUAUUAACUAGUAUAAUGGGAGGGACUGUGUAAUCUUAAGACGUUUAUGAUAAGAGAAAGUAAAACUAAAACGGGGAUAGUCUCUGUAUGAUCUCUUGUAUCAUCUUAUUUAUUCACACUCUUGAAUUAAAGCUUCUGUGUCCUUCAGAGAUGAAGUUUAUUUGUUUGACCGUCUUGAUUAUUUGUGGAAUUACUGAUUCAAGAUCAGAGCAGUAUGAAGUUGUGGGACCUGCAGAUCCAGUAAUUGCUUUAGCUGGUGAAGAUGUGAUUCUGCCCUGUUCAGUUAAACCCAGCAUCAGUGUUGUAGACAUGAGAGUGGAGUGGUUUAGAUCUGAUCUGAUAGACUCAGUAGUGUAUCUCUAUGAGGAUCAUGACGACAGAAACGCAGAGCAGACAGAGUUCUACAGAGGGAGAACAAAACUGAAUCAUGAAGAAUUACAGAGCGGAAACGCAUCACUCAAACUCUCAUCUGUCCAAGUCUCUGAUGAAGGACGUUACAAGUGUUUUAUUCAGUCCAAAUCCUGGUAUGAUGACGCUACUGUUGAUCUCAAUGUUGAAGCUGUUGGACGUCCUCCAGUGAUCACUGUAGAUGGAUUUGAUGAUACAGGAGGGCUUCAUCUACAAUGUGAAUCUGAAGGUUGGAACCCUGAACCUGUUCUUGAGUGGCUGAACAGUGAAGGAGUCAGCUUGAGUUCAGAAACUGCAGAGACAAGCAGAAACACAGAUGGAUUCAGAGUCAAACACUCUAUCACUGUACAUCACAGUGUCGGCAAGGUUCACUGUAGAGUGAAACUGAGACAUCACAUUCUGGAGACACUGAUUAUCGCCUCAAAUAAAAAGUUUAAUCCUAGGACGACAUCAAUCAUCUUGAUUUCAGCUGUUGUUUUACUCCUUGUGAUUGCUGGAAUGCUGAUAGCUGCAUUUUUUAAAAAACACAGAAAACUUGGUCAACUAAAUAAUAAGAACGGAGAAAUAAAACAAGAACAUGAUCAACUACUGAAAGAGAAGAGCAGAAUACAAGAAGAAUGUGGUAAUCUACAGGAUGAGAUAGGCAAAAUACAACAAGAAUACGAUGAAUGCAACAAGAGAAUAAUGCAAGGAGAAGAGGGGAAUAAAACCAGAAUAUGAUCAACAUUUACAGUUACAUGCGAACACACAAUCAAAAAAAAAAAAAGAAGAUAAAAAGUGCCUUUUACAAUAAGGUGGAGGUGAAGGAGUGAAUUAAGUGGUAUUUAACAUGAAGAGGUGGAACAGUCUGAAUCCUAAAGAUAAAUACUGGACUGUGGGUCGGAUUAAUGGGGUGCACUGGGCUUGUGAUUCUCCACUUGUCUUUCUUUUUCUGAGUGUGGUGCCUGAGAGGCUUUUGAGGAUUAUGAGGAGGGUCUGGCCUCCUUUAUGAAAAGUCCAUGCCUCAUAUCUACUCUUACGCUUGUCAGUCUAAGAUUCAAUUUUGCAUCCUUGGAAAUUAUUAUUAUUAUACAUUUUUUGAAAUAUUUUUUAACAUACUAUAAAUAUAUCUGUCCAGAUCACUCUUAAUGUUGUUUUAACACUUACUUUUACCACUCCUGAUGUAAUCCAUCAUGAAUAACAUCUUUAUUUUAAAUUUGUCUUCUUUUCUGUGCUUUUUAUGUCUCAUUUUAGUGCUUCACUGUGCGUCACGAAUUGCAUUUUUUAUUAUUAUAUAACUGUGAUGAGUGGGGCGGGGCCGAGAGUUGUG
Molecule: messenger RNA, 1739 nt
Organism: Carassius gibelio (silver crucian carp)
Lineage: Eukaryota; Metazoa; Chordata; Actinopteri; Cypriniformes; Cyprinidae
Product: butyrophilin subfamily 3 member A2
Exons: 12
Coding region: 110-1150 (346 amino acids)
Biological process (GO): T cell receptor signaling pathway; regulation of cytokine production
Cellular component (GO): external side of plasma membrane
Molecular function (GO): signaling receptor binding
Source: RefSeq, a predicted model, not a curated record